AUGUUAAGAAACGUGAUACGGCAGUCUUCUUUACGAAGCCGGCCCGUCAGAAGUGGAGUUUUGUUCAAACAGUUCCAUCAGACGACGUAUGGGCUCCAGGAUAAGAAGGAUCUAAACGAAUCGAUCAUGGACAAGCUUCAUCUCGAACAAGGGCCCUCUCAAACCGAGCAGAACGAUUCUACGUACGAAUCAUACGUGAAGUAUCAGGCAAUGUUUGCCGGACUUCUUGUGAUUGUCGGUUCUGUUGGAGGAUACGAAGUCUACCGUAACUGGGAGUAUCUGAGACGUAAGAUCUUCGGCGAUUCUUAUGAUUUAUCUCACUUUGAUGAGGUUUAUGCCCAGAUCCAGGAGAAACAGCAGAAGAAAAAAGACAGACUGGAGACCAUGAACGUGACAUUGACGAAUCCGAACUCGAGCGAAGUCCCGGGACUAUAUAUUUGUGGAGACAACUCUAACAAGAUGGUCUCUUCUGAUUCGAAGGUGAAGUUCCAGCCGAUUAUGAAGAGAUUAGACAUUUUUGACAAGUUUGUGGCCCGUGAUGUUGUUCUGGGCGAGUCUUCCGGCGCAUUGAUCAAUAAGAAGGGCGAUCUUUACCAAUGGGGUGCAGGUUUCGGUGCAGACUCGUCGAAACCGACUUUGAAAGGCAAGGACUUGAUCAAGGCCCAGAUCAGCAACGGAGUUGUUUAUGCAUUGACCAAACGUGGAGAGGUGUUGUAUUUUCCCGAGAGUGCUGCCCAACAGAAAGAGUUUGGCCAGAAGGAGAAGGGAUGGUUCUUCUCCAGCACCAAGAAAUAUGCUAAGAUUUCCGCCAAGCAACCAAUCAGAGACAUUUCAGCCGGAAAGGACCACAUCGUCUUGUUAGAUACCAAGGGUUCUGUUUUGACUGCAGCUACUGGACUAAAGACGGUAGACAAGUCGCACGGCCAGUUUGGAAUUCCCGAGUUUUCCCAGUUUGACGCGCCUCCUGCUCCUAACACCGCACACGAGGUGACUCUGUUGAACAAAGUGAGAGAGAACAACAGUGUUCUUGACAGAGAGAUUCGCAAAGUGGUCGCGGGCAACUAUUUCACCAUGUGUCUGGAUAGCUUGGGAAAUAUCUGGACGUUCGGUAAGAACACUUAUGGAUCUCUUGGAAAAGAGGUGGACUACAACACAGAGAUUAUUCCGUAUCCAACGAAGGUGGAGAUGAUUGGCAAGAGAUUCAAGCGCAGCGAUCUUCCUCAAUGUGUCGAUAUUGCUGCUGGAGGCGACACGGCAUAUGCUUCGUUUGUGUCUUCGGACAUUUACGAGCUUUUUGAAAAGACCAUGAAGAAAAAUAAGAGCUUUGACAUGGAAAAGCUUUCUGACGAGCAGAAAGAGUCGCUGGUGCAUUUCUCGUGGGGACACGGGCUAAAGGGUGAGCUCGGAAACGGCCACUUUGUGCAUGGACAGGCCGAGCCAUCUAAGAUCCAGAAACUGAACGACUUGCGCGAGUUCAACGAGGUGUCCAACAAGAUUGAGGUUUUGGGACUACGUGGAAUCAGUGUGGGAGGUAACCAUGCGGUGGCGACGCUGACGAACGGCGACGUUUACGACUGGGGAGACAACGAGUUUGGCCAGCUCGGUAAUGGCAAGCGGAUCCGGUCCGGAGUUCCUGCUCCUGUUCCAUCGUUAUUGGAACCUGGUCAGAAGAAACAAAAGUCCACAAACAACCGUCUGCAACUCGCCACCACCAACAAGUACACCCAGGUUGUGGUUGCCGGUCCUACAACCACGGCCAUAUACUAUAGAUUACGUAAUUGA
Ogataea philodendri is the source of this 1782-nucleotide messenger RNA. RefSeq lists its product as uncharacterized. NCBI's taxonomy places the organism in Eukaryota, Fungi, Ascomycota, Pichiomycetes, Pichiales, Pichiaceae. The transcript has a single exon. Gene Ontology annotation, cellular component: mitochondrial inner membrane. Bases 1 to 1782 code for a protein of 593 amino acids. Gene Ontology annotation, biological process: mitochondrial respiratory chain complex III assembly. The record is from RefSeq and is a predicted model, not a curated record.